Durusdinium trenchii is the source of this 1669-nucleotide messenger RNA. The record is from the annotation of a GenBank genome assembly. Lineage: Eukaryota; Dinophyceae; Suessiales; Symbiodiniaceae.
AAGCACUUCGCUUGCCGCUGGGCGUUCGGACUUCCUUUUGCGCGCCAUGUAGGCCAUGUAGGCCAUGGCUGAGGCCUGGAGCCUCAAGAGCCUCCGCCCGCCGAGCCCCCAGCAGUUCAAGGAGCUGUUGUCCUCCGCGCCAAGUCUCAGAGAAGCCAAGGCUCGGCGCUCGUCUCUCCUGGCGGAAUAUGCUGAAGAUCAUCACAGCCUCAAGGAGGAAUGGGAAGCAAUGCAGCGGAAGCCAGACUUGCAGGACCUCGUCUUGACGCCACCGGCCGUCAGUGCGGAGGAGAUGCUCAACGGAUGGCAGCAGUGUGCAGUGGAAGAUAUGUUGAGGCUCGACGCCGGCGAAUGCCCACUGAAGCUCCACUGGGACGAGCUCUAUCGCGAGGUCGUGGCCUGUGGGACUGCUCCUUUUGGUGGCUUGGCCGACUCUGCCAUGGAGUUUGCACUGCAUAGGUUGCUGCGACGUCAAGGCGCCAUGCGCGUGCAACGGCAGGUGCUUCGGCAAAUUCGCCAAGAUGAAGGUGGAGCUUUGGAUGGAUCCAGUACUGCGCAGAAGCGGCGGAACAGCGGGUUAGCCACCUCGCCGGCACAGAGAGCCUUGCACGCCAUCGACUUGGAACUGGAGUUUGGCACCCAACGCCUCCGGCGGAUUCGAGACGUGCUGGAAGCUUCUCGGUCCACUUCUGGCCGCACGAGUUUGAUGUCGUCCAGUGCAUGGAGAGGCGCCGGCUUUGUCUUGGUCCGGCAAAUGCUGCUGGAGGAAGUUUGCACCAAAGAUUUGCGUCACUUCUUGCUGCAGCUGCAGUAUCUGGGCUUCGCAAGCCGGAGCCGCAUUUGGCGCAAGUCCUUGGAGCAUCGAGCGGUCCUGGAGAUUGCCUGUGAGGGAAGCAGUGGAGGCCGUCAUCGUGUGAUCCCGUCCAACCUCGCGCCCCUUCUUUCGGUGCCCUUGGGGCCCACGAACCGUAAACGGCUGGAACGGGCGCUCCAGGAGUUGGCACAAGGCUUUUCCUUGGGUCAUAUAUCAAUGCAGCCCGACCGCGGCAAGACCUUUGCACACCAGGUGAGUGGUUGGCCGCACUGUCUGGCCCAGAUGCUCCCGAAACGCUUCAAAACCGGAUUGAAGACCCAAGGCCUCAGGACCCGUCCAGGAUUCGGGUCGCGUCUGGGGAACAGCCAUGCGGGCCAUGGUGGUGCAGGCUGGACGAGUGAAAGAACUGCCGUGGGUCGGCGCACCUGAUAUAAACCUGAGAUCAUCCUGCCCUAAGGAUCAUUGGACCCUCCUAUGGAGGGUUUUGACCCUGCAGAACGCAGGGGUUUGGACCCGAACCAAACCUUCACCUUUGAGGGUCCUUAAUCCUUAGGGUGACAUAUGUUUCCGGGAAGGUGGAGAACUUUUGAUCUUUUUGGGACCAGCCUUCACAUUGUCAGUGGAGAACCCCAGCCUUCACGCGUGACUCACGAGUGGUGGCCAUAUCGCUUGUAGCUUGGAGGCCGCGAAUGUGGGGUGGAAGCAGUGGAAAAAGGAAAGCACUCACCGGGACUGACGAACUCCCGAAUUCUUCAGCGGACCCAGCGGAGGACGAGUGUCGUUUCGCUCAGCGUUUCGGACGCCGUUUGACGGUUCUGGAGAUGUGGACGGAGAUGCGACUGUUUGGGGGUUCCG